Molecule: messenger RNA, 1706 nt
Organism: Papaver somniferum (opium poppy)
Lineage: Eukaryota; Viridiplantae; Streptophyta; Magnoliopsida; Ranunculales; Papaveraceae
Exons: 2
Coding region: 126-1010 (294 amino acids)
Source: RefSeq, a predicted model, not a curated record
AGAUUCUUGAAUACUUUUUGAUUGUUUUUGUUUAAGCUUUUGUAAUCUUACUAAAUUAAAACAACCGGUCAUUGAAUCAUUUUCUUCUCCCCCGAGAAAUCUAAUCCUGAAAUAAGAAAAAAAAAAUGGAGAAAAUCAAGAACUUGAAUACUUUCCACUUCCUCUUCCUCGAUCUAACAUUCUUCUUCUUGUUCUUUUCCCCAAGAAUAGUAAUUCAAGCCACUCCCACAAGUUACUGUGGUAAAAUCAAAAUCCAAAAACCUUUCUCUCUUCAAAACUACAAUGAACCUUCUUCAGUUCUAAGCCAAGUGCUUCUUUGCAAAUCUCAAAAUCUUUAUUUUAGAACUUCCAUUGGUCUCUUCCCAGUCUCUUCAAUUGAUUACGAUUCCAAAACACUCACUGUUUCUCACUUCUCCUCCUGUUCUCCAGCUUCACAAAAGUUCAUCUCCCCAAAUCUCCUCACAGCUGGUUUUCCUUCUCUUACUGAUAAACCCAAUUCUCUUUUACUCUUUAACUGCUUGAAACAAAGUAAACCUAUGUCUUCACUUUCUCAUAACUGUACUAAGUUUUAUGGCUGUGAAAAAAUGUCCACGUCUUUAGAUAGUUCGUCUUCUUGCUGGUUAUUUGACGAUUCAGAGAAACUAGAAAUCGGUUUUGAUCCAAAAAAAUUUAACUGCUCACACUACAGUAGAAUAUACAAAGAUUCGUCUAUUGGUGAAAAGUAUGAACUGGGAACAAGGAUUUCUUUUGACAUUCCUGACCAUGUACCUAAUAUUUGUGAUAAGUGCAGAAAACAAAAUGGCAACUGUGGUGUUGGUCUGAAGUGUGUUUGCUACCCUAAACAAUGCAGUUACUUAUGCAAAACCAAAACUAGAACCAAUUUCGGGAUGGUGAUAAUAUAUUGGGCUGCAAUGAUAAACCUACUGUUACAAGAUCAUAUGAUUCAUAUGAUAACGUAUGUGCUGCAAUCACCUGGUCCUCAUCAAAUGCUAUUAUGGUUCAAUGGGUAGUUAUAAAAGACCAAGGACAUUUAAUACUUGGACAGUAGUAUUAAUGGUCCAGCGUUAUGUGGGGAAAACGAAGAAGACUGGACGGACACGGACGUACACAAAUUGAUAAUGCUGGUGGAUGGUUGGGCAUUUGAGCUUAGUGAUUGGGAUGUCCAAAAUCCUCCCAGCACCGUGGUUUAGUCCGAUUUCACCUCUGUUCUCCUCCAAGAUGAAACAUAAAAGUGACGUCGGUCCCUAAUCUUGGUAAUUUCUUAGGGGGAAACAAAUUUUCUUAGGCUGAGUGGUGUGGAAAGAAACAUGGGGAUGAUAGUGACAGCCCGUCGUGGCUAGAAGUCUAAUACAAAUGCAACGGUUUUCUCUCUGCUCGAAUCCAGGGGAUGUGAGUGGGAAUUUAAACAUAGGCGAGGUCUUGGACAUCGCCAGAAAAAGUGCUUUAGCGAGGCCCAAGACAUCGCUUUUCCUGAACUCAGCGAUGUUGCUAACAUAGCUUGUGGGCGACCACAGUGACAUCGCCCAGAAAGUCCAAGCGACUACACCCACCUUGCCUAUUUUAAAUAUUUGUUUGACAUUUUUAAUGUUACACCCCGUUACACCAUGCGACAAAAUUUACACUCUAUGUAUGUAAUUCGUGCUCUCCUUGUAUCGAUAAAAGAGUUGUAAGCCUAACUCAUCCAAUAACAUAUUUAUGUUCCUCGC